Colletotrichum graminicola M1.001 is the source of this 1008-nucleotide messenger RNA. RefSeq names its product zinc-binding dehydrogenase. Gene Ontology annotation, molecular function: oxidoreductase activity; zinc ion binding. Bases 1 to 1008 code for a protein of 335 amino acids. The transcript has 3 exons. Gene Ontology annotation, cellular component: mitochondrion. Lineage: Eukaryota; Fungi; Ascomycota; Sordariomycetes; Glomerellales; Glomerellaceae. The record is from RefSeq and is a predicted model, not a curated record.
AUGCGCGGCAUCCAGAUCAAGGAAUAUGUCAAGUCUCCCAAGGAGCUCCUCGUGACAGACCUCCCGGACCCCGUCCCCGUGAAGGAUGACGAGUACCUCAUCCAAGUCCACGCCUCGGCCGCAAACUUCUUUGACAUUCUUCAAAUCCAAGGGAAAUACCAGACCCAGCCUCCGUUUCCCUGGAUCUCUGGCGCCGAGUUCGCGGGUACAGUCCUCAAAGCGCCCUCCUCCAACCCCAAAUACCCCGUCGGCGCCCGCGUCUUCGGCGCCACCCAGGGCGCCUUCGCCACGAAGUGCCUCGCCCGUGAGCGGGAGCUGCUUCCCAUCCCCGAGGGCUGGUCCUACCAGGCGGCCGCCGGCCUCUUCGUCACGGCGCCCACGUCCUACGGCGCACUCGUCGUUCGCGCGGGCAUCAAGCCGGGGGACAUCGUUCUUGUCCACGCCGCGGCUGGAGGCGUCGGCCUCGCCGCUGUGCAGGUCGCCAAGGCGUUCGGCGCCACCGUCAUCGCGACGGCCUCGACGCCCCGCAAGCUCGAGAUCGCAAAGGCGUUUGGUGCGGACCACGUCAUCGACUACCGCGAGGCCGACUGGCCCGCCAAAGUCAAGGCGUUGACGCCCAAGGGCAGGGGUGUGGACAUCGUCUACGACCCCGUGGGAAUGGUGGAUGCGAGCACAAAGUGUACGGCGUGGAACGGCCGCAUUCUCAUCAUUGGCUUCGCCGCCGGCAAGAUUGAAAAGGUCGCCAUGAACAAGGUCCUUCUCAAGAACAUCAGCCUUGUGGGCAUAUUUUGGGGCCAGUAUGCCGUCAAGGAGAAGGAGACGGUCGUCGAGGUAUGGAAGGGCAUUAUGAAGCUCGUCGCCGAGGGCAAGUUGCGCGGGACCGAGUUCACCGACGAGGAGUUCGUUGGGCUUGAGCGCAUUCCUGACGCUCUGAUAGCCUUGGGAAGCCGAGGCACUUGGGGUAAGGUGGUGGUCAAGAUCCCUCAGGAUGGCCAAAGCAAGCUAUGA